CAAGGCAUGCCGGGAAUUGGAGUUCCGCUUGCUGACGCGCUGCGUAGUGUAGAAGCGUUGCCUCAGCUAUGUACGGACUACAAGACCCAUGAGGCAUUGCGCAGAGAGCUGCUGGCUUCCCUUCGGACAGAUGACUAGUGCAGCAUGUUGUACCGUGCUGUAGCUCCAGCUGAGUGCCUGUUCCCAGCUCGCCCACACUCAUAGCGGAAGAGGGUAGCUGGCAGUCCCGAGCCUUCCCGUCCCCUCUGUGCCUCUACGUCCAGUUUUUAUCUGCUGGAACGAAUUCUAUAAUGCAGGAAGACCGACCACAGGAGGUUGGUACACAACCAAUGGCAGAAUCUGGUGCAUCAGAGGAUGGACCGGCUGAUUCUUCUGAAUCACCACACAUCUCGGAUGCUGAUGCUUUUAGGAUUCUGUGGGAGAUGAAAAUGAAGAAAAGGCAGAAAUGUCCAUCACUUCCAGAAACCGUGACAGAACUUAGCACAGAGGAUGGAAGUAAAGUGUACAUUGUAGGCACUGCUCACUUUAGUGACAGCAGCAAGCAAGAUGUGGUAAAGACCAUUCAGGAAGUACAGCCUGAUGUUGUUGUGGUUGAGCUGUGCCAGUAUAGAGUAUCUAUGCUGAAGAUGGAUGAAGAGACAUUAUUGAAAGAAGCCAAAGAAAUAAAUUUUGAGAAGCUUCACCAAGCUAUUAAACAGAAUGGAGUUAUGUCCGGUCUCAUGCAAAUUCUAUUAUUAAAAGUGUCUGCACACAUCACACAACAGCUGGGAAUGGCCCCUGGUGGCGAGUUCAGAGAGGCCUUCAAAGAGGCCAGCAAAGUGCCUUUUUGCAAAUUUCACCUUGGAGAUAGACCUAUUCCUGUAACAUUCAAGAGAGCGAUUGCUGCACUUUCAUUCUGGCAAAAGGUGAAGCUUGCCUGGGGCUUGUGCUCCUUGUCUGACCCAAUAAGUGAAGAUGAUGUGGAGAAAUGUAAGCAGAAGGAUUUAUUAGAACAGAUGAUGGCAGAAAUGAUUGGUGAAUUUCCUGACCUCCAUCGCACCAUAGUCUCUGAGAGAGAUAUUUAUCUAACAUACAUGCUGAAGCAAGCGGCUAAAAAAACAGAACUACCUCGUGCCUCUGAGAAUGAGCCUCAAAAAAGCGUACCAACUGUAGUUGUUGGAGUGGUUGGGAUGGGACAUGUACCUGGUAUAGAGAAGAACUGGAGUACUGAUGUAAAUAUUCAAGAAAUCAUGAGUGUGCCUCCUCCUUCAAAACUGAGUAGAAUUAUGACUUUAGCUGCAAAAGUGACAUUUUUUGGACUAGUAGGUUAUGGUUGUUUUUGUGUAAGUAGAAGAACUGUCCGAUUUAUCCUUUCAGUGCCAGCCACAGAGUAUUGCCUUCAAAGACUGAACCAAAUGAGAAUGUGGGAUUUGUAAAUUCAACCACCUUAUUUAUAUACUACAGAGCUAUUCGUUACCUAUAACUUUAUUCAUUACUGGUCACGUGCGGCUGUCCAGAACCUGUCUAUAAAAUACUUGUUUGAAGCAUCAUAAACGUCAACUUUGUGAACAUCAGAUGGCAGCUACUACAGGUUCUGAAGAAACCAUACUCGGCCUGUGACAAUAGGGGUUUCCAAUGAACACUGGCUAUUCCAGCAGAGUGGAUAAUGUAACUAUAGAAGCCAUUGUAAAAUAUUGUGGGGAAGGAGAUGCCUCAAUGUAAAUCAUUCACUAAAGAUAACCUGUGACAAUGUGUAA
Messenger RNA from Rana temporaria (common frog), 1736 nucleotides. It is a transcript of the gene TRABD, whose product is annotated as TraB domain containing. The transcript has 10 exons. NCBI's taxonomy places the organism in Eukaryota, Metazoa, Chordata, Amphibia, Anura, Ranidae. The record is from RefSeq and is a predicted model, not a curated record. The coding region runs from base 291 to 1415 and encodes 374 amino acids.